AUGGAUGCAUCAGCAAGGAUGGAGCUUCCAGUGUUAGACAAGUUCUGUUUCAUCUUCGAUCUGCGGACAGGAUGCAUUGUCAUGGGGAUUAUCAAUUCCAUCCUGACGUUCAUCCUAGCAGUGCUGCUGAUCACGUUCGCAGUAGACAUCCGUGACGCGUCAGAGAUGAAACGCGACGACAUCGACUCGGGCAUGUCGUCUGUGGUGUAUACCAUUGUGGUGCUGCUGGUGGUACUGCUGUUUGUCAAGUUCCUGCUGGAUUUGGUGUUCGCGUAUGCUGUUUAUAAGGAGAAAUGCGGCAUCAUGAAGAAGUACUGCAUCUUCUGGAUCAUUUUCCUGGUGCUGUUCAUCAUCGGCUUCCUGAAGACCCUGUUCCACAUGGACGCUGGAUAUGUCAUCGCACAGAUAUUAUUUUUGGCUGAAAACUUUUACUACAUCGUGGUGAUAAGGAGCUACUUGAUAUCAAUCAACGAAGAUGGAGUCCUGUAAAUAGUUCCUUUUAUUAUUAAUAAUAAUAUUACCUAAUAGAAAUAUUAUUAUCUCCU
This is a messenger RNA of Helicoverpa zea (corn earworm), 545 nucleotides long. RefSeq lists its product as uncharacterized. The transcript is spliced from 5 exons. The record is from RefSeq and is a predicted model, not a curated record. NCBI's taxonomy places the organism in Eukaryota, Metazoa, Arthropoda, Insecta, Lepidoptera, Noctuidae. The coding region runs from base 1 to 489 and encodes 162 amino acids.